Messenger RNA from Rattus rattus (black rat), 1867 nucleotides. RefSeq names its product glucosamine-6-phosphate deaminase 2 (gene Gnpda2). Gene Ontology annotation, molecular function: glucosamine-6-phosphate deaminase activity; identical protein binding. Lineage: Eukaryota; Metazoa; Chordata; Mammalia; Rodentia; Muridae. The transcript has 7 exons. Bases 156 to 986 code for a protein of 276 amino acids. The record is from RefSeq and is a predicted model, not a curated record. Gene Ontology annotation, cellular component: cytoplasm. Gene Ontology annotation, biological process: N-acetylglucosamine catabolic process; N-acetylneuraminate catabolic process; D-glucosamine catabolic process.
GUGUUUGCAUCCGGGUUCUCAGGCUUCCUCAAUCCUCACCGGCUGGAGUCGCUGGCGGGUUGCUGGGUGUGUUAGGUCCUGCUGUUCCGUCGUUGGAUGAGGCUGGAGGUCCGCCGGUUUCAACCUCUUGGACUAAGAGCUGUACAUCACCAAUAAUGAGGCUUGUAAUUCUUGAUAACUAUGACUUGGCCAGUGAGUGGGCGGCCAAGUACAUCUGCAAUCGUAUCAUCAAAUUCAAGCCUGGACAGGACAGAUACUUUUCACUGGGCUUACCAACAGGGAGUACACCUUUAGGAUGUUAUAAAAAACUAAUAGAAUACCACAAGAGUGGAAACCUUUCAUUUAAAUAUGUGAAGACUUUUAACAUGGAUGAAUAUGUUGGACUUCCAAGAAACCAUCCUGAAAGCUACCAUUCUUAUAUGUGGAAUAACUUCUUUAAGCAUAUCGACAUAGAUCCUAAUAAUGCUCACAUCCUCGAUGGGAACGCUGCUGACUUGCAGGCAGAGUGUGAUGCAUUUGAGGAGAAAAUAAAAGAAGCCGGAGGAAUAGAUCUUUUUGUUGGAGGAAUAGGUCCAGAUGGUCAUAUCGCUUUCAAUGAGCCAGGAUCCAGUUUAGUAUCAAGAACAAGAUUAAAGACUCUAGCAAUGGACACCAUUUUAGCAAAUGCAAAAUAUUUUGAUGGAGAUUUAUCAAAAGUGCCAACCAUGGCUCUAACUGUUGGUGUGGGGACAGUGAUGGAUGCCAGGGAGGUGAUGAUCCUCAUAACAGGUGCACACAAGGCGUUCGCGCUGUACAAAGCCAUCGAGGAAGGAGUCAAUCACAUGUGGACUGUGUCCGCUUUCCAGCAGCAUCCCCGGACUAUUUUUGUAUGUGACGAGGAUGCUACUUUAGAGUUAAGAGUUAAAACUGUGAAAUACUUUAAAGGUUUAAUGCAUGUGCACAAUAAACUUGUGGACCCACUAUGCAGUAUGAAAGAAGGGGACUGAAGAAGACUGAGUCUGACCGCUUGGGAAAAAAAAAGAACCUUUCCAUACUGAUAAAAUUUCUGCUUAUGCAAUAUGACAAAAAUGGUAAAAUAGGAAGACUCAUUACAAAGAAAAAGCCCACGGUGUGUUAAACAUUCCACAUUUAGAAUGUGUCUGUUUUACACUAGGCCCUAGAAGUAAUUGGAUCCCAAAAUUGUUUAGCUGUUCUAAAGUAUAGAAGCUCCAUGGCUACCUAUAAAGAGUCUAGCAGUGAAAUGUUUGCAUUUUAAGAGAUUUCUGCACUCUCAGGUCCUGUGAGUGACGUCAUCUCUUUGACUUAUUUGAAGACACUCCAAGCCUUUCCAAUAUCACCCUGCUGUCAUUACAGACCUUCACUCUUGGAAUGGGUAUUUGUUUGUGCAUCAGACACAUGCUUUUUGCCUGUAGUUGCCUUAGUCAUCUUUCUGCAGUAGCAUCUGGACAUCAGGAGUCCUACUCAUUAAUCAAGGAACUCUGAGGAGAUGACAGUGCCCUAAAGUAGUUUACAUCCUUUCAGAAAGUCUGUGUGAGUGCAUGCUUCUAUGCACCUUCUUCUGUGGUACUUUUUUACAGAUAUGCUUAUUUUUAUUUAAUGACCUGGGUUAAUGCUCUUAAUAAUUAUAUCGGCAAUUAUGAGCUUUAUACUUAGCUACAAACGUAAAGAAAUCCUUUUGAAAAACAUUUUCUGAUUAUUGUUAAAUUUUGUAAAUCAUCCUUAUAUAUGUCUAAAGAGAUAUUAAGUAUGUACUAAAAUAAUUACUGUAAACGUUUAAAUUGCAAUAACUUGCAUAAUUAAGUUGCAAAUAAAAAUAUUGUUUUCUAUCUUUAACUUAAAGUUUACAAUAAAACAAUUAUCUAAUUUC